UAAAAAUAUAAACAACAUAUUAUUAAAAUGUAAACACAAUUAAUCAACAGUUUACUACAGUCUUCCAUCACAACCAGUCAAGAGAUCAUGUCAUCUACUAUGCAGGAUCUGGUUCUUUGUGUUCUCAUGGUGGCUGUUGUUAUCCAAGCUGCUGUGGUUGCUGAGGGGCCAGAUGAUAUAGGUGGUCCAUCCGGCUGCUGUGACUGGCCUUCAUGCUACGAUGAGAGAGUGGGCCUUUGUUUGGAUACCUGCCUCAGUACCUGGACCCAGUGUCCUCGCAGUCUCUUCCUUAUGACCUGUUACAGUAAAUACAUGUCUCCCUUCGGUGAACUUCCUCUUCAAUGCUUCCCUGAUGCUGCCCCACAUCUAGAGGUAGCUGAGGAGCUUGGAUUGACCGGAACCCCUCAGAAGAUUCGUGAAGAACUACAUAAGUUUAACGGGAAGAGUUGUCAUGUCAAAACUGGAAUUUGUCGUCCCACAGCUUCAUAGUACUCGCAGAUCAUAGAGUUUUAUUAUGAUUGUUUUACAUUUUUUACAACUGGAAAUAUAAUGUUAAUUUUACCUA
Molecule: messenger RNA, 565 nt
Organism: Eurytemora carolleeae
Lineage: Eukaryota; Metazoa; Arthropoda; Copepoda; Calanoida; Temoridae
Exons: 5
Coding region: 88-489 (133 amino acids)
Source: RefSeq, a predicted model, not a curated record